AUGGAACCCGCUAUUUUCUUUGGGCUCUUUAUCAUUUUCACCAUAUACGGCUUUUGGCAUCCCAUCCCGUUAACAACGAUUAACCCACAUUUCCCAUUACCCGCGAGAGUUGCCGGAACUAUCCAGCUAACAGCUACGACAAAUUCUGCAGUAUCUGUGUUCCGAAAUGUUUUGUGGCCGGAUUCAAAUCCAACUGCGCCUUCAAAUGAGUCUCUACAUACUAUCACCCCUUUACUCAAAGACCAGCUCCAAGUCUUCCUUAAUAAAUGGGAUCACAAACUUGAGGAACACAUCUCUGCAAACGCGGAGCGUCUGAUCUCUAGAGUUACAGAUUGUACUCCAACACCCACGUUGCAAGCGAUGGUGACCAACAUCAUAGAUCCAGAGCUCCACCCAAUUCAUCUAGAUUAUAACAAUUGGUUUGGGUUCACAUUCUAUCGCUUUGCGAAGAAGGAAGUCAGACGCAAUCCUAAUAUGUACACAUUGGCUGCCAUCUUCGUCUUUGUCAACUUCUGGCUGGCUAGGUCCGCCCGAAGAUUCGACGUACGUGAAAAGCUUGAAGUAACUAAGGAGAUUCCGGCCGAUAAGAUGAAGGAAAUACACGAUGAACUCCUUGCCCACAAUGCCCGUUUACAUUUGGUAGAAGCCAAGGUCGAAGGCCUUUUGAUCGCUCCCACUGCUGCCCUGACAGAAGGCCAGCGCCAAGUUUCGAGGCGUGGUUCUGAGCGAAGCUCACAGAUUGGCGAUCCUGAGAAGUUCCCAGGGCGAAUUCAGGUGCUGCCAGUCAGCCAGCCUGGAAGGUCUGAGUUUGAAUCUCUUCAACAGCAACUAACAGCGAUGAGACAAGAUCUUAUUUCGUUGAAAAGUGACUCGGAAACACACUCAGAACACUUUUCAGAGAACAUGAAUGUUGUUAUGAGCACAAUUAAGGAAUUGCAAAAGGAUACUAGGUCUAAUUCGCAUGCCAGGAUAUUGAAAGACGCAGCCUCGAUUAGAAAUAUCGUACUCGAAGAACUUGAGUUGCAGUUUUCUCCUCUCCAAAAUCGGAUUUCCGACAUUGAGCACUAUACUUCCUCCUCAAGAGAGAACUCGGAAAAGAUUGCAAGUCAAAUAUCGCGAAUUAUGGAUGCCAUCCAUGAGCUAAAGAGAGAAUCCGAAAAAGCCGAACGUAAGCUUCUGGCUUUAGCCUCGACCAAAACAGCUAGAUCCAAAGACCAUGAGUUCGAAUUUGAUGCGCUUCAAAAGCAGGUAGCGGAACUGAGGCGGACAACCGACGUCUUAAAAGACGAAUUGAAUGGCAACAUUUCACGGCAGACAUUUUCAAGAAUGAACGAAAUGAAAGAAGGUUCUGCAAGAGAUAUCUGUAUUGAUUUAGUCAAAAAAGAGAUGGCUAAAUUCGAAUCAUCAUUGAGGAAUGUUGAGGAGAGGAACGGGACGAAGAGCCAGGAUUUACAGCAUUUACGAGAUUCUCUAGAAGCUCUACAAGAAGCCAGUACUAGGUCUUUGAAAGAAGUAUCUGACCGCCUAGAUAAGGCGGUGGAUGAAAUACAAUCGAAGCCAUGGACAGUUGAACGCGAGCAGCUCACCCAAUGGGGCACCAAUGUUGAAACUAGGCUUCAAGGAUUGGAAUGCAAUGCACUAACUGAAAACAAUCUAAACCCCAUUCUAACACAGUUGGAGUUGCUGAAUACCAAAGUUGAACUUGUUGAUACGUUGUUCAAAAGAAUGGAAGAUGAAACUGCUACAAAGUUUGAACACAAGUCUCUUUUUACUGAUGUUAAAGAUCUCGAAGGCCGGGUAAACCAAUGGGAAUCCACUCACCAGAAGGACCCGGCCAGUGCUAUGAAGGAGGAGCAUGUUGUUAAACUGAGAGAUCUGGGCAAAAAUUGUGUGGAACUCAGAUCAGAAAUCGUUGAAAUCAAAGAUCACAUCACUGCCUUGAUCUCUGAUGAGCUCCCUCAACGACACUCGGAAAUCUUUGAUAAGCUUACCGAAAGUAUUCGACUAAACACCACUCAGAUUGAGAAAAAUUUUGAGGAUCGUUAUGCUCAUAAGGGGGAUGUACUUAGGUGCCUGAAUGUCCUUCAACUAGAAGGAAAUAAGCUAAUUGACCUGCAGCGCCUAAAGAAGAAUCUUUCUGAGGUUGAGAAUUACGCCUACGGCACUCAAAAUAACCUGAAUCUAGCAGUUGAAAGAAUAACUGACAAUGAGCAGCAUAUUGAAAGUUUACGCGAGGGAAACGCUAUUAACUACAAAGAUAUUCGCCGAUGUCUAGAAAAGCUAGGGCUUUCUGGGACCAUAAUGCCUCUUAGUGCACCUAUUAACCCAAAGCCUGUUCCUGGCGAAUCCAAGCCACCCGUCCACAUUGAUUUGUCUGUGGGGAGAAAGAUCAACUCACCGUCGUUGUCCAGUACACAAGACCGAGGUGAUAAAAAUAUCAGUCGGUUUGAUCCAAGGUACAAGGAAGAUGACAAGUCUACCAGCUCCAAUGCUGAGCCUAGCGUGUCUAAGGGUACUGAAAAAUUGAAAGAAAUAAACAAAGGCAAGAAUAUCGGUCGACAUGAUCCAAAUUACCAGGACAGCAGGGAUAAGUUCAGAAAAUCUUAUCCCGAACCAGGAUCUUCAGAAGCAUCCAAAGCAAGAGGAAAGAUGAAUCCUAUGGCGGAAUCAUUCGGGGAGCGCCCAAAAAGCGAUGGGGAUAGAAGUCUGGCUUCAAGGGCUAGUUUGUCUCAGUCAAAAUUUGCGGAAAACGAAAAGCUAGAAGCCGAAGCAACGACAGCGAAGGAGGAAUCCAGUAAAAGUGAAGAUUAUUCUCAGUCUCCAGCCCAAACUUCCUCACAUCAGGGGCAGUCAUCGGAGAAGGAAAAAGGGGACAUAGUUUCUAUAUCUGUCUCGGACGAUAAUGGCAGUAGUACCCCAGACCUUUCUGCUGACGUAGUUACCAACAAGUCCACUGAGGAUCCAGCUAUAACCAGGGCGGGGGAUUCAAUGGAACUAUGA
Messenger RNA from Nannizzia gypsea CBS 118893, 3000 nucleotides. RefSeq lists its product as hypothetical. NCBI's taxonomy places the organism in Eukaryota, Fungi, Ascomycota, Eurotiomycetes, Onygenales, Arthrodermataceae. Bases 1 to 3000 code for a protein of 999 amino acids. The transcript has a single exon. The record is from RefSeq and is a predicted model, not a curated record.